Messenger RNA from Bombina bombina (fire-bellied toad), 2149 nucleotides. It is a transcript of the gene ANKRD42, whose product is annotated as ankyrin repeat domain 42. NCBI's taxonomy places the organism in Eukaryota, Metazoa, Chordata, Amphibia, Anura, Bombinatoridae. The record is from RefSeq and is a predicted model, not a curated record. Gene Ontology annotation, molecular function: protein binding.
GAGGGAGGCUCGUCUAGUGUAUAAUCCCGCACAGGAGCUGCGGUUCACCGGGACGAAUGAGCCUUUGCCCUGGAAGCGGCUAACACCUUUUGUGCAAGUUGUGGAAAGUCGCUCAUCAGUGUUUGUGGGUUUGUACCAUGUGACCACAGGACAGCAGCAGUCACGUAAGAGGGAUAUCCGCUACCCAUGAUUCACCCACCACAAGGCUUUUACCAGAAUCAAUCAUGUCGGAUAGGUAAAUCUCUCCUCAUCAUGUGACAGAAGCGGGGCGGAAGUGCCCAUUUUAGUGUACACCGUUGCCAUGGUAGCCGCUACGUGAGUCAAGUCCAUUCUCUGAAUUGUUUAUGGAGUAGAAUGCCAGCUUCACCUGCUACCCUUGCCCCGGCCGGAGCUGUCCAGAAGAAAGGUUACAAAAGCAUUCAUGAAGCAGUAAAGGCUGGAGAUGCAGAGCAACUUGCACUGAUGGUAAAGAAAGGAGCACAAUUGAAUGAAGUGGAUCAGCUUCAUAAGUUUACACCAUUGCACUGGGCUGCCCACUCUGGCAGUCUGGAGUGUCUUCAUUGGCUGCUUUGGCAUGGAGCUGAUAUUAAUGAUGUUACUACUCAUGGCUGGACAGCGGCACAUUUGGCAGCUAUACGAGGACAAGAUGCUUGCAUGCAGGCUUUGGUAGUCAAUGGAGCAGAUCUGACUGCUAAAGAUGAUCGCCAGUGUUCUCCCGCCCACCUGGCCGCAGCUCAUGGCCAUUCAUUUACUCUGCAGACCUUACUGCGAAGUGGAGUGGACAUCAAUGUUCCUGACAGAAGUGGUUGGACUCCUAUACAUUAUGCUGCAUUCCAUGGACGACUUGGAUGCUUACAGCUGCUGGCGAGAUGGGGAUCUAAAAUAGAUGACACGGAUCAGAAAGGAAACAGUCCAGCUCAUCUAGCUGCAAUGGAAGGUCAUCUGCAUUGUUUGAAAUUCUUGCUUAGUAAAGCCAGCAGUGUGACUCAUGUAUUGGAAGCUAGGAACCAUGAUGGAGACACGCCAAAAGAUCUAGCUCAUAGGUUCUACAAGGAAAAGAUUGUCCAAUACAUUGAUGGUGUGGAAUUUGACAGAGACCACCCAGAUGAACAGGAAAAUUUGGCAUUUCCUGCUCACGUUGCUGCUCUCAAAGGUGAUUUAGUUACACUUAGGAAAUUGAUAGAAAGUGGCAUAAUCAACAUAAAUGAGCGAGAUGACAAGGGGGCAACUCCCUUACACAAAGCUGCAGGUCAGGGUCAGAUCGAGUGCAUUCAGUGGCUGUUGGAGAUGGGGGCUGAUUAUAAUAUUACGAACCAAGCGGGAGAAACGGCAAAAGACAUAGCUAGAAGGUUUGCUCAGCUAGCAGCAGUGGCCCUCCUACGAGGAAGUGUGGAAGAAUAUUCAGAUGAAGAAUUAGAUGAUGAUGAUCCACGAUUUUUUGAAAGACAUGGAGUUGAGGGAAACACGGAUCAACAGAAUGAUUUAAGUCUGAGUCCAGAAGAGAAAAAACAAGCACGGAUGAGAGCUUACAAAAAGAUGAAAGAACUUGAAAGGUUAAUGGAGAUUGCAAAAGGCAAUUACAAGCAACUUGGUGGCAUCCUGGAGGAAGAUAACCAAAUAAAGCGAAGUAAAAAAAAUACAUUUUGUAAUAUCUUCAACAGAAUGAUAAAGGAGCUGGAAGCUCAGCUGGAAUAUGAACGAUUACAGAGAGAGAAGAUGGAGAUAAAGUUGGAUGAAUACAGGGUAGAGAUUGCGCACCUUAAUGGGUGUAUAGAAAAGAUGAAGACUCCGUCAAGAGAACCGGGUGAGAAGUUAUCUGAGCUGUACAAGGAAAAGAAAAAAGCGAAAAAAAAGCUGGUGCAUCAGUCAAGUCCUGGAGGUGUAAUUGUCAGAAGGGGAGUCAGCGGUAAAUAGUGUAAGCAUAAAGGGCAACAAAUGGCUUUACAGUAACCCCUUGGAUGUCAAGAAUGUUGCAACUAAAAAUAUAAAACCAAUGACAAUUAAAUGAAUAAUGGUCUAUUACCUACACAACAUAGUUUAUCCUUUGUACAAUGCCAUACAAAUGAGAAAUCUUUUUCUACAUACAGCUCCAAAUGUAUUCGUAGGAGAACAUUUUGAAUAAAGAAAAAUCUAUACCUUCACACUCAAA